Molecule: messenger RNA, 2517 nt
Organism: Hipposideros armiger (great roundleaf bat)
Lineage: Eukaryota; Metazoa; Chordata; Mammalia; Chiroptera; Hipposideridae
Gene: RIOK2
Product: RIO kinase 2
Exons: 10
Coding region: 318-2255 (645 amino acids)
Biological process (GO): protein phosphorylation; maturation of SSU-rRNA
Cellular component (GO): nucleus; cytosol; preribosome, small subunit precursor
Molecular function (GO): ATP binding; protein serine/threonine kinase activity
Source: RefSeq, a predicted model, not a curated record
AAACAGUCCUGACAGAUGUGAAAAAUAAAAUCGCAUAUUAUAGCGAACACUUACAGCCUGCCAACUCAGUUACAUGGGGGAAAAAUCACUUUGAAAAAUACGUUACCUUUUCCAUACUAUGUGCUUCAGAAGACCAGAAGUCGUUUUACUUUCCCGUGCCAGUGAGACUCUACUUCUAUUUAUUAACAAGGACCUAAACGAGCAGCGCAUGCGCCACAGCCACCCUACGGCUGUGGGGCGCGUGAGAGGCUGGGGUACCGACCUACCUUGUGUUCUCUGGUUGUGGCGGAGGCUUCUGGGCUGUGUCGGGGGCCGCCAUGGGAAAGGUGAAUGUGGCCAAGUUGCGUUACCUGAGCCGGGAUGACUUCAGGGUCCUGACCGCGGUAAGCAGCUCUCCGGUUCCCCGGCCCCCUGCCCUUCCCACCGCGCGUCCUCUUCCUGUACUUGGAAGUGAGCUGGGAGCAGGGCGCGCUCUGGCCGGGGAACGCGGCCGACGCUGGGAUCGCGACUGGGGAGAAGACCAGGGAGUCGGAGUUUUCAAAAGCCCUUGUUCCGAACCUUUUAUCUUACCCGAAAUACAGCAGAGGCCCUUCUUCUAUUCAUGUCUUUCCUUUCUGCCCGCCUUCGCCAGAGCCACACGCAUCUCUGUGGCCCGAGAAGCAAUUCUGACCCCGGGCUUCCGACCAGCUGAAAAGGGUUUUAAUUUGGUUGCUUCGAUAGCCAGCCUUAAACAUGGUGGCUGUAAUAAAGUUUUAAGAGAAUUAGUGAAGCAUAAACUCAUAGCUUGGGAGCGUACCAAAACUGUCCAGGGCUAUCGGUUGACAAACGCAGGCUAUGAUUACCUAGCUUUGAAAGCACUUUCUUCUAGACAGGUAGUUGAGUCUGUUGGAAACCAGAUGGGUGUUGGCAAAGAAUCUGAUAUUUAUAUUGUUGCAAAUGGAGAAGGUCAGCAAUUUGCAUUAAAGCUUCACAGACUGGGAAGAACCUCUUUUCGAAAUCUGAAAAACAAGCGAGAUUACCAUAAACACAGGCAUAACAUGUCUUGGCUUUAUUUAUCUCGUCUCUCUGCCAUGAAAGAAUUUGCCUAUAUGAAGGCAUUGUAUGAGAGGAAAUUUCCAGUUCCAAAGCCAAUUGAUUAUAAUCGCCAUGCAGUGGUCAUGGAACUCAUAAAUGGCUAUCCUCUAUGUCAGGUACACCACGUUGAAGAUCCUGCAUCAGUAUAUGAUGAAGCGAUGGAACUAAUUGUCAAACUUGCAAAUCAUGGGCUAAUUCAUGGAGAUUUCAAUGAAUUCAAUCUCAUUUUAGACAAAGACGACCACAUCACCAUGAUUGAUUUUCCACAAAUGGUUUCAACUUCUCAUCCCAAUGCUGAAUGGUAUUUUGACAGAGAUGUUAAAUGCAUUAGAGAUUUCUUCAUGAAACGUUUCGGCUAUGAAAGUGAGCUUUAUCCAGUCUUUAGUGAUAUCAGGAGGGAGGACUCUCUUGAUGUAGAGGUUUCUGCCAGUGGCUACACAAAGGAAAUGCAGGCAGAUGAUGAACUGCUUCAUCCAAUAGGUCCAGAUGAUAAAUGUAUCGAAACAGAGGAGGGAUCUGAAUUCUCACUUUCUGACGAAGAGGUAUCAGAAAAAGCAAAGGUUUAUAGGUCAGAAAAUCAAAGUGAACAAAACUCUGUAGAUGAAUCAGUUGACUGUUGUUGCAGAUCACCUGGAGACCUUGAACAAAUACAGGAAGACAAUUUGUCAGAGGGGAGUGCUGCUGCACACAAUUUGGAAAUGACUGGAUUCAGUCAAGCUUUAGAAGAAAUAAAAGGGCAGGUUGUUGAAAACAAUUCUGUAACUGAGUUUUCUCAAGAGAAAAACAAAACUGAAAAUGACACCAGGCAAGAUGGUAAGACAGGUCACGGAGGAAUCCCCACAGGCUCUGAAGAGGAUGAAGAUGAAUGCCCUCAUCUCAUUGCCUUGUCCUCAUUCAACAAAGAAUUCAUGCCUUUCAGAGAUGAAGAAAAUAUGGAAGAUAUGAAUCAAUAUAGAACAAGAACUCUGAGUGUUACUUCUGCGGGUAGUGUGUUAAGCUGUUCAACAAUUCCUCCGGAACUGGUGAAACAGAAGGUGAAACGUCAAUUGACAAAACAGCAAAAAUCAGCUGUCAGACGUCGAUUGCAAAAAGGAGAAGCAAAUAUAUUUACCAAGCAACGAAGAGAAAACAUGCAAAAUAUUAAAUCAAGCUUGGAAGCAGCUAGCUUUUGGGGAGACUAAUAUAUUUAAGACCUUGAAUAUUUUUCAGAAAGUUGCUAUGAUCCCGUUUUAAGCCACCUUUAGUCUUUUGGUCCAAGGCAGAUAAAUAAAUCCUCUCUCAUGUAUAAAUUUGACUCAUUCAGUACAUGUUUUUUAAAGAAUAAUUGUAGUAAUUCUAAAGCAAUCCAAUUUUACAAGUAAUUUUGAUGCCUGAUAUAGCUGAUGAAAUCUGGUUUUCGAAAUAAAUUUUAUUAGGAAUAUUUGGGUAUUUUUAAAAUCUAAA